CCACGCGUGGAUCAUCACCCGGGGGCGGCGAGCGAAGGGAAGACGGUAUUAGAACGAAACGCAAACGCUAACCUUCAAAUUAAUGUAUGCGAGAGAGAGAAGUCCGCUGGAAUUCGCGUCGACACGCUUACGCGAGUGUCGCUACGUCGAAGCGCGGCAAGCAAAGCGGGCGUCAAGAUUAAUGUAUGUGUAUUAUAAAUACCUAUUAAAUUAAUCUCCCUUUUUCACUCUCAAAUCUCAUACUCGUGAUGCGCGUCUCGCAACGGGAGCGUCUCUUGCCUUGUCAAGCCGCAAGCGUAGCCACCGACCACGUGGGUGGUUACUACUCGAGCGCGAUGAUUGGUUUAUUUGCGUUACUGGAAAUUCACCAAAGUUUUUGGACCUACCAAUCAGAGAUCCGUUUUCUCCAAAAGUCUAAAUUCAGUUGUUUUCCGAACGCAUCUGAUGUGCGCUGUCUCUUCCGGCUUCCCAUAACCUAUAUUGCACCGCGAACCGCGAGGCACGUGAGAUUGUUACAGCGUGUUGUUUUGAUUGAUUCGAGAAACAUGAAAGUGAAGAGAGAAGAGGCUACGGCCAAGAAGUCGGUCUUGCAAAAAGUUGCCAAGAGCAAGCAGAAGGCGUCGAAGCCAAAAGCAGGGGCCAGCCUCGAGAAAGCUGUGAAAAAUGUCAAGCAAAUUUUCAAGAAAAAGAGAGCAGAGGCUAAAGCAGAGAGAGCCAAGAAAAAUAAUAAGGCAAGUUUAGCGAGACCGAAAUCUAAACAGUUCAAACCGCGGAAAUCAAGAAAUAGGGGAAUAGUCUACGUAGGACACAUACCUCAUGGAUUUUACGAGGAACAAAUGAAGGAGUAUUUCCAACAGUUUGGGAAUAUAACUCGCCUACGAGUGGCAAGAUCCAAAAGGACCGGCAAAAGUCGCGGCUACGGCUACGUUGAAUUCUUUCACAAGGAGGUUGCUAAAAUUGCGGCGGACACCAUGAACAAUUAUCUCAUGUGCGGCCGAUUAUUAAAAGCUACGUACAUUCCACCUGAGAAACAGCACACAGGAUUUUUCUCGGGCGUAAAUUGGUCAGAAGAUAGGUAUCCCAGACUCAAAAACCGAAAACGGGAAUCGCUAAAUAGGAACCGUCUGCAAAGCGAUGAAAAUUACGAGAAAUACGUUCGAAGAUCGCUCGACAAACUGUCCGCGUUGGAAGGUAAACUGCAAGACAAGGGGAUUAGCAUAAAAUUUCAACCAGUCGAUGUGCCGAGUACGUAACGAACAUUUAAAGACGUAACUUAGCUUUACUUUAUUUUUAGUUACUUUGUAAUAGGUUUUUUUUGAUUGCAUUAUUUGCGUUAAAUAAGCAAUAGGGAUUUAUCUGCGCGAUACGAGACUACAGUAUAUCUGUGACACUGUUAAUAAUAAAAUUUCUAAGCUUCUGCGAAUGACUUGCAUCUAAUAUAAAUUAUGUACAAUUAAAUCUAAGUGUACUGGAUUAACGCGCUCGAGAAAAAUAUUCGUCACGAUACGAUCGUCGCUUCCUGUACGUUCGCCGUGCUCCCUUUCGUCCGCUUCCAUUUCAUACGCCUGUUCUGAAACCACACUUUCACCUGUAAAAAAAUGUAGCUUAACGAUGAGAAGAUAUAAAAAUUCUAUAUUUUUUA
Messenger RNA from Wasmannia auropunctata (little fire ant), 1642 nucleotides. Its product is annotated as MKI67 FHA domain-interacting nucleolar phosphoprotein-like. The record is from RefSeq and is a predicted model, not a curated record. Gene Ontology annotation, molecular function: RNA binding. Gene Ontology annotation, cellular component: nucleolus. The transcript is spliced from 4 exons. NCBI's taxonomy places the organism in Eukaryota, Metazoa, Arthropoda, Insecta, Hymenoptera, Formicidae. Gene Ontology annotation, biological process: maturation of LSU-rRNA from tricistronic rRNA transcript (SSU-rRNA, 5.8S rRNA, LSU-rRNA). Bases 249 to 1253 code for a protein of 334 amino acids.